CUUAAUUCAACUAGCCGGUUUCCGGUUCAUCUCUGUCUCAGUAGCUACCUGGAUGUGACUGAUAAUCAGAGCAAUUCCCUCUGCAAGUUGUGGGGUUCUUUUCAUCCAUAAAUUACCUUUCCAGCUCCAGCUCCAUCCAGCUUCAGCUUUCCGUCCAUCCUCUAAACCCAUUCUGUCCUCAAUCGCAUCAUGGCCUCCAACGAGAUGGAAUAUGUCCGCCUGGGCAACUCAGGCCUGAAGAUCUCCAAGAUCAUUCUAGGCACCAUGUCUUAUGGCGCUCGCCAGUGGCAAGACUGGGUGUUGGACGAGGAGGAAGCCCUCCCGUUGAUCGAGCACGCCUACAAGCGAGGGAUCAACACCUGGGAUACGGCCGACGUUUACUCGCACGGUCGUUCCGAGGAAGUCAUCGGCAAGGCCCUGAAGAAGUUCAACAUUCCCCGUAACCGCGUGGUCAUCUUGACCAAGUGCUUCUUCGGCGUCGAUGACCAGGGCAACUUCCCCUCGAUCGCCGCGUCCGGUCGUAACGAUGGCGAAUUCACCAAUCGGGUUGGCCUGUCCCGCAAACAUAUCUUCGAUGCUGUCGAUGCCAGUGUCGAGAGACUUGGGACCUACAUCGAUGUGCUGCAGAUCCACCGGUUGGAUCGCGAUACUCCUCGUGAAGAAAUCAUGAGGGCUUUGAACGAUGUGAUCGAGAGUGGAAAGGUCAGGUACAUUGGAGCUAGCACGAUGGCCGCCUGGGAGUUCCAAACUCUCCAAAACAUCGCCGCCCGCAACGGCUGGCACCAGUUCAUCUCCAUGCAGAACUACCACAACCUGAUCGCCCGAGAAGAAGAGCGCGAGAUGAUCCCCUACUGCCAGGACACCGGGGUGGGCCUGAUCCCCUGGUCGCCCAUGGCUCGAGGCGUGCUCGCCCGGCCAUGGGGCUCCCGGUCGACGACCCGUGAGGCGACCGACGGCGCGUUGAAGUUCCUGAUCCGCAGUCGCGAGAGCGAAGCCGACAAGGCCAUCGUCGACCGGGUCGAGGAGAUUGCCAAGAAGAAGGGUGUCAGCAUGGCGCAGGUGGCCAUCGCUUGGUCGCUGAGCCACCCCAACGAGAACCCGAUCCUGGGCCUGAACAACAAGGAUCGCAUUGACGAGGCCGUCGCCAGUAUCAAGGUCAAGUUGACCGACGAGGAGAUCCAGUAUCUGGAGGAACCGUAUAUCCCUAAGACGAUUUCUUCUCUGGAGCGGUAAGGACGUUAUCGCUACUUGAUGCCUUGCCUACCAUAAGUAUGUAUCUAUCCCUAUCUCCCUCAUUCGUCUGUAUGAAUCUACACCGACCCACGUCUACAACACAACACCAAUAGAAAGAAUAUAUUCU
Messenger RNA from Aspergillus heteromorphus CBS 117.55, 1360 nucleotides. Its product is annotated as aldo/keto reductase. The record is from RefSeq and is a predicted model, not a curated record. The transcript is spliced from 5 exons. NCBI's taxonomy places the organism in Eukaryota, Fungi, Ascomycota, Eurotiomycetes, Eurotiales, Aspergillaceae. Bases 190 to 1233 code for a protein of 347 amino acids.